CAUUCAGACAAAUUGGGGAAGGAGGUGAAACAGGUGUUGGGAUGUGACCUUACUUCCCGACCGGUUUCCCCAAAGCUUCUUCAGGGGAAAUGAGGAAGCUGUGGUCACGACCCAAGCUAUAUUGGGCUAGAGAAAGCGUGGCGCGAUGUUGGUGGCCACAUUGCCCACUGAUUGGCUGGUGCGUGCGCCUUCAUCUACCUCUGACCCGUGGGACACAUACUGCUGCUGCCGGUGCCGCCUACACGAUGUCACCUGUCCUCUUAUUUACAUUCUCGUUGAAGGCGAUGUACAUGGCCUCUAGUAAUUUUUUUUUUUUUUUUUCUCCAGACCGCAUUUGAGAACUCUCGCCCCUUUCCAAUUCGGCAAGUGCCUUGCUUUGUCAAUGUGGUCCACCAGUGCACUGGAUUCGCAAUGAUGUCUCACGUCAGUGCGGUGUACUUAAUCCUAGUGUCCGGCCCCCUACGUUUCGCCGAAAUAGCUGGCGUCACAGCAACUUCAAGGAGACACUCGAGAUGCAGCGAGGGUUGUGCGUCUCCAUGAAGCUGUGCAUGUUGGUCGUGCUUUUGCUGGAGAUUCACCUGGGCAUCAUUAAUGAUAACAAGGUGUCAGCGGUAAGCAGUGACAAUGAAGAGGAAGUGGACCUGGAGUGGGAGGUUUUUGGCACUGCGAAUGACAGGCAUUAUGGUGUUAAUAUCCUGGACAAGAAAGGCGAGGUUAUCAUAAGUAACCCCACAGACUGGGUUUUGCGAGCUGUGGUUCACCCCAAUGAUUAUCCCGCCUCCAUGGCCCUGCACAAGGUGAAGGCUAUGUACCAAAGACUGUUGAAUGGGGAAAGUUCGCAGGCUGGCGACAAUAUACCGUACGUGGAGGCCGAGAUCAAGGCGGCCGAGGAGCAGAACAAUAAACGUGAUCAGUCAGUCUUCGCCAACCUCCUGAAGUGGAUGUGGGGAGAAGCCUAAGCCGAGCAUCACUAUACACAGGAAAGAGAGGAUGUUAACUCAUAAGUGGUCAAUAUAAACGUAACCUAUAAUUCAGGAAACA
This is a messenger RNA of Scylla paramamosain (green mud crab), 1041 nucleotides long. RefSeq lists its product as uncharacterized. The transcript is spliced from 5 exons. Lineage: Eukaryota; Metazoa; Arthropoda; Malacostraca; Decapoda; Portunidae. The record is from RefSeq and is a predicted model, not a curated record. Bases 513 to 959 code for a protein of 148 amino acids.